This is a messenger RNA of Corticium candelabrum, 559 nucleotides long. RefSeq lists its product as uncharacterized. The transcript has a single exon. The coding region runs from base 1 to 555 and encodes 184 amino acids. Lineage: Eukaryota; Metazoa; Porifera; Homoscleromorpha; Homosclerophorida; Plakinidae. The record is from RefSeq and is a predicted model, not a curated record.
AUGGCAGAGGUUGGGGAGCUGAAGUUGAAGAUGAGUACAGAACAUUUGCAGAAUGCUUUAGGAAGGCUGAUGAAGUUCAAGGGUGUUUUCACCAUCAUUAUCAGUUAUCGGGGCUAUGAAGUAGCUGUAAAGUUGUAUGGUCGCCAUGGCACUGGAUCCAAUCUUUUGGGGAUGGACUGGAUAAGGGAAGUUUGGUUGUCAGGCAUUUGCAUCGAAUAUUUGAAGACAUUGGGUGAAAAGUCAAUUGCUCAUGGUAUAUGUCUUUCAGCCAUGUCUGCCUCUGAGGAUGAAUGUUUUGGAUUGAGUGCGAUAUUAGAUAAAUAUGCACCAGUUUUUGCUGAUGAAUUAGGAUGUUGCAGUCAGAUGGUUGGGAUUCUGGUAAACCCAGACGCGAACCACAAGGUGUGUCUAUUUCGAAAACCUCCAAUCCACCUUAGAGGUAAAAUUGAGGAAGAACUAAAAAGGAAUGUGGAGAGCGUAGUAUUGGAACCGGUCAAUACUGCGGUCUGUGCAGUCCCCAUGGUCAACGUUAUGAAAAGGUCAGGAAACCACUGAAUGC